AUGGUCUUGAUUCUAGGCCUGUCGCCCAUUCGGACGCGCCUUGCCAUCAAGGCAGACAAAUUGCUACAGGAGGCAUUUGUCUGCCGGAGAUGUAUACAUCAGCGAGCACCGGCUCCUCCGACACACAGAUCGAAUCGGGCGACGCCUUUUCUGACGGCCUUUCGAUCCAGAGGUCCCGCUCAGUCCAGGAGUCAGAGCUGGAGUGCAGCGGCGUCUCCAAGCCCUCCGCCAAGUCCGCUUGCCGCCCUCGGGAAGAGCCUUGGGGAAUCAUCCGGCACCAGAUCGCAGCCGAAAACUAGAGUCAAGGCCUCUUCUUGGCCGGAAACAAGUUCAAAGUCCGUCGCGUAUUGGCUACUGGGCUCUGCAGCAAGCGUUUUCGGAAUCGUAGUCUUCGGGGGUCUUACUCGUCUGACCGAGUCUGGCCUGAGCAUCACAGAAUGGAGGCCGGUCACAGGUUCAUUCCCGCCACGAGACGAAGAAGCUUGGGAGCAAGAGUUUGCGAGAUACAAGUUAAGCCCGGAAUUUAGGAUGCUCAACAGCCGAAUGAACCUGGAAGAGUUCAAACAAAUAUAUUGGAUGGAGUGGACACACCGGCUCUGGGGACGAGUCGUGGGCAUCACAUUCUUGGUCCCUACGAUGUACUUCAUUGCCAGGAAAAAAGUCGACCCCAGAAUGGCAUGGCGGCUGGUUGGUAUCUGCGGCCUGAUCGGCUUCCAGGGCUUCAUCGGAUGGUGGAUGGUCAAGAGCGGGCUGAAGGACGAUCUGUUUGAGCAGGGCAAGCACCCCCGCGUGAGCCAAUACAGAUUGGCGGCACAUCUAGGAACCGCAUUUAUUGCGUAUCUCACCAUGCUUGUGAACGGUAUGCGCAUUCUGCAAGAGCAUCGACUUCUACGCGAUCCUACAGAAGGAGCCAAAUUGCUUGAGACGCUCCAACGACAUGAGCUGAAGCCUUUUCGACGAUUCGUUGGAGCUCUGUCCAUACUAGUCUUCAUCACGGCGAUGUCUGGGGCCCUGGUGGCUGGACUCGAUGCUGGACUUAUAUACAACGACUUUCCAUGGAUGGGACAGGGCUUGCUUCCCCCCAGGCGAGAGAUGUUCGAUCCCUUCUACUCACACACUGAGGAUCAGAGGGACUUAUACUGGCGCAACGCUCUCGAGAACCCUGUUCUGGUUCAACUUGAUCACAGGAUCCUCGCUACGACUACCUUCACUGCCAUCAUUGCUCUCUGGGGCUAUAGCCGCUUCAGCCCCGCAGUCCGUGCAACUCUCCCCAAAGCAGCCAAGGGAGGGAUGAUGGGCGUAGUGCACAUGGUCAGCCUGCAGGUUAUUUUGGGAAUUACCACUCUCUGGUACCUUGUACCAACACCGCUCGCUGCAGCUCAUCAAGCCGGUGCUUUAGCCCUGUUGACCACUGUCUUCAUGUUGGGAAGCCGAGUCUGGGUCCCACGGCGGUCAUGGAGACUGGUUCAGCAAGCUCUCUCGAGGACUACUAAGAAACAUAUCUCCGGUCAAAAGGCGCCCAUAGCUUCAGCCCAGGCACUCAAUCCUUGA
This is a messenger RNA of Lecanosticta acicola, 1551 nucleotides long. The record is from the annotation of a GenBank genome assembly. NCBI's taxonomy places the organism in Eukaryota, Fungi, Ascomycota, Dothideomycetes, Mycosphaerellales, Mycosphaerellaceae.